ACACACACACACACACACACACACACACACACACACACACACACACACACACACACACCUGUACCUUCUUUGUAAUGACAAUAAAGGACGUUCUGAUUCUGAUUCUGAUGAACUUCACAAUAAAUCACAUACAGUAGGUGGCGGUAAAGCACCUGAAAGCUGAGUGCCAGCUGCCAAAAACUAGAAAGAAGAAGAAGCAGUGCCACAGUAAUAUCUCUGACAGCUGCUGGGUUUGUGGAGGUGUGCGUACCGGUGAAAUUAGGUAUAUGGACGCCAUGGAGGACAAAGCACAGAUACAAGAAGCGAUCAAAACACAAGGUGAAGUCGUCCGGAAGCUCAAGUCAGAAAAAGCGAGCAAAGAGCAGGUUGGUACUCUGAUUUAACCGUUUGUAUUUAAGGUGAUGCCAAGCUAGCUCAGUACAUGCGGCGAGCAGCAUGUCCAUUCAUCAGAGUAGAGAUCUGACAGCCUGAAAAACACAAGAUAAACUGUUUUCAUUCAUUCUGCAUGACUGUGAGAAACCUCCACACAAAAUCACGUCAAACUGUCUCUCAGAAUGUAUGUAAACCUGCCUACACUUGGCUUACUACUGUUUUUAGUCUGCACCUCACAUGUCCCCAUAUUUUCCGUAUUCACCAAGCUCUUGUUCAAUAACCUGUUAUUUCCAAAACCUUACAUUUUACCUUUCAACACAUACGCCGAAUUCUCGAAAGAUACAAACACUGCAUUUAAGGACUCGAUUAUAUUUUAAAGUCAUUAAUUGUGUACCGAUACUCAAACCAAUAUUAAAGUGCUCUUUAUGUGAACCAUAUUUGGUAUAGCUCUAAAACUGACCCAAACGGCUACAGUAGCUGUUUGGCUCACUACCAUGGCCAUCAAAUCUUCAUGAUAACAGCUUUCUGUAGGGAAGGACAGUCUAUAAAACCAAACAUUCAACCGCAUUAUGUUCAGUUUAGUAGAGCAGUCUAGCUAAUUGCUAAUUUGGAGUCCGUUAAUUCAAUUGAAGUGGAUAGGUGUUACAGCGUAACGAGUGACCCUGUUAUCCGGUGACAGUAGCCAAAUGCGUCGGUCGUUUUAGAUCCAGUUGCUGUUGAAACGGAGAGACCAUGCGUUGGAAAUUACAUAACAAAAUUACAGACACAAGAAUGUAAAGAUCUCACGAAUAUAUAAUUGUCUAUUUAAAGGGAUAAUAUAAAAAGAACAUGUUAGGGUAUCUGUUAUGAUACAUACGUAAACCGCUGACGCACUCGGCUAAAAGUUGCCUGUUAACAGGGUCGCUUGUUUUACCGUAACAUUGGUUCGCUUUCGCUUCUCAGAGCUAUCAUAGUCUUAUGACAAUUUUAAGGUUAUCUGACUGAAUCAGAGGGUAGCUUUGUAUGCCAGCCUGCGUUAUAAACAAUUAUUUCAUAAAACGUUUUAAUUUAGAUUUCUCUUGUGAUAAUCCUAAGCGUGCUAGGGUAGCUGAUGCAAUAAUGUGCCCGGUGAAAUGACGCUAAAGUUAGCAUCUUGUUCGUUACUUUCAAUUUGGCUACCACAGGGAGGCUUGGGGCUUCUUAGAUCUGGUCUAGAUAUUCCUUAACGAGGCUACAGAUAGUUAGGAAUAUAGUUGUCGGGGGGUGAAACAUUUGUGCUAUACGUGAAAAUGCAAGAAAGGGGCAGUUUGUAGAGGUGAAAAAAAGUAGUGGAGCUUCUUUGGUUUUUGCUUUUUUCAUUAAUGAAAUAAAGGCUUUACAGAGCUGAAACCAUGUUUUAAGAAGCUAGUAGACUUUUUCGAUAAUCUUUUCCAGAUCUGACAAGUGUUUCUGUUCUGGAUCAGGACCUCAGCUCAGCCAAAUCAGGAGCUGCAAAUAAGAUGCUAACUUCAGUGCCAUCCUAGUGAACAGAGGCAGUAGUACACCGAAAAAUGACUGGAUCCCUUUGACAGCAAACUAGAGUGAAGUGUGUGUGUGUGUGUGUGUGUGUGUGUGUGUGUGUGUGUGUGUGUGUGUGUGUGUGUAGUUGUGUAGGUGUGUUGGAUGCAUGUUUGUGUGGGCUGUGUUUGGCUCUCUGCUUUGAUUGACUUGCGACAUCUCGUGUUCUGUCCUCCACGCUGUGAUGAUGAUGAUGAUGAUGAUGAUCGGUCAUGCCCCGCCCUCCCCUAGUGCUAGGGUUGCUUACCACUUUUCUCCUGUUCUUCCUGCCUGACCCUGGAUGACCCCGGUCUGCCUCAUCCUCCAUCAUCACCAUUGAUGCUCCUGGACAUCAUUGCUGCACUACCUUCGUGGCUGUCCUUCUACUGGCUGUUGUGAUUGGCUGCUGUGGCCGGUCCUGGACAAUACCUCUGGAUAUAACUUUACCCACAAUGCACUCCUGAACAUUUAUUUGUCUGUUUUUUGAACCUACAUUUUUGACCCUCAUGUUUUUGUACCCUUGGUACUGUGGGACCAAAAUGUUGGGCAUGUUUUGUGCUCGUGCUUUUUCUCUGGCGGGUUGCCGGACUGCAACACGUGCCCGAUCUCUGCACGUUUUCCCUGGGAUGACUGUGGCUCAGGUAGGCCUUGGGUGCUGUGUGCAUUUGUGUGCGAUAAUUCUUGUCGUAAAAAACAAUCUGCAGUUUUUCAUGUUUAUUCCCAGAUGUUGACGAAUGCAGGUUCACACUUAGAGCAGAUGUUCACCCAGCUUGUAUUUGUCUUUCAGAUUGAUGAAGAAGUUGCCAAGCUGCUGGAGUUGAAAGUCAAGUUAGGAGGAGAUGAAGGCAAACAUCAGUUUGUCCUCAAAACGGCAAAGGUAGGACCGAAGAGCUGCUGCUUCCUAACACACACAAACAUUGUCCACACAGCACUUCCAGAAAAUACAGAAUUAAAGGACUACUUCGUCUUUUUGGGGCAGUGUUCAUUUUGUCAACAAAAAUGAAGAUGACAACUUUUCAUUGACACACAAGUUUUUCGUGACUUAAUAGACGCUGUUAUAAAAAGUAAGCAAACUGACAAGCAGAGUUAUUGCAAAAAUUCUGUUCAUAAGUGCUCUGAGGAUUAUAUAAUGGCAAGACAAGAUUCUUGCUCUGUUCAGGCGGACAACCAGCUACAUCACUGUUUGUUUUAAUUUCUAAACCAAUCAUUUAUUUGCAUUAAGUGUGCUACAAUUCUCAUAGCCUCCAUUCAUCUUUUUCAGGUUACAAAAGGUUACAAAAACCUGUCACAGUGAGAAAAAAUGAAGCCCCCUCAGUGUCUGUUCAGGUUAUAGUAGCAAAUCUCAACAGAACCUCUGAUGUUGAUUUGCAAACUGUGUUACUUAACAGGCUACUAACUUUAACAGAGCCAAGCUAGGCGACUGUAACUGUCUCCCUCCUAAAAUCUCAUGUAUGAUGCCUCCAAACUGAUCUUCAGAAACUGAAUCAGGGGGACAGGGAUAUAGCUACAAAUGUAGAUUGUAGACCUAGCUGAGUCAAACCACAUAGAUAUAUCAGUGUAUUUUAAAGGAUUCUGAUUCUAUAUCAGGAUGACUCAGAUUUUUAGUUUUUUAGUUUUAAUUUUCCUCAAAGAUCUCCUGAUUACUUCAAGACUUUUGUAACACAAGUCGCUACUGAGUACACAUUGCUGUUGUGUUUAGGGUAGAAUGACAUUUUUCAAACAAAAUAUUAAAUUGACACGAUGUGAAGUAAAUGAGAAGAUAUUUCUUUCUAUCAACGAAAUGCUCUAUUUUGUGACUACGCAAUUUUCUUUUGUUGUCAAUUUUUUGACACUAUGAGAGAUUUGACAGGAAUUGCUGCUUCACUAAGAGACUGGAGACCUGACCUGGACUAGCAAAAAGUGACUUGUGCCUGUCUCUGAGAUCACCUCUGACUGAACAGGGUAAAGUUAUCUCCACAGUCAAGACUGACAACUUUCUUUUUCAGGGGACGAGGGACUACAACCCCAAACAGAUGGCCAUCAGAGAGAAAGUCUUCAAUACCAUCAUCAGCUGCUUCAAACGCCACGGAGCCGAGACCAUCGACACACCUGUUUUUGAGCUGAAGGUAAAUUUUCACACAAACUCUAACAUAGUUAGAAUUUUCAACCGACUCACACGUUUUAAUUUUGUUUUAUAGGAAACAUUAACAGGGAAGUACGGAGAAGACUCCAAGCUCAUCUACGACCUGAAAGAUCAAGGAGGAGAGCUGCUGUCCCUCAGAUAUGACCUGACUGUAUCCUUUUGUCACCUGAGCAGCAGGUGAAGGCACUGCUCACAUUUGGCCUUAACUAGCUGCUCUACGAAGUUUAGGAAUGUAAGCGAUGGGAUCCAAAUAGAGCAGAGAGCACUUUCGAACAGGUUUUCCUUAGUUUCUAUCCUGAAUAAAAGCAAAAAGUGUUUUUUUGUCCUUGACCUGCCCUCUCUCAGGUGCCCUUCGCCCGCUACCUGGCGAUGAACAAAAUAACUAACAUCAAACGUUACCACAUCGCUAAAGUCUACCGCCGUGAUAACCCCGCCAUGACCCGUGGGCGUUACAGAGAGUUUUACCAAUGUGUGAGUCAUCCUGGGCAAUUUUUUUUCUCACCUGUUGCAUCAUCUGCAAACGUACCUGGUUUUUAAUUACUAUUGAAAGGAAUAAAAUGUUUGUGUUUCAGGAUUUUGACAUUGCAGGACAGUAUGACGCCAUGAUUCCAGACGCUGAGUGUCUGAGGAUCGUCCAUGAAAUCCUGAGUGAGCUGGACCUCGGAGACUUCCGUAUCAAGGUUUGUCACUUUCAUCAGCUUAAAUUACAGGUGACACUUUUUGGGCUGCUCUUAAAGGAGACCAAACACAACACUCUCAUCAUCAGGCAGGCGCGAGUGAAGUGGAGGCUCAGGCUCAGUGGAGCCAAGAUAAUAAAACUAAAAUUUUUAUCAAAUCAGAAUUAAAACUAAUGACUUUCAUCAUACAACAAUAUGUUUAAUUUUGUAAUACUUUUGUCUCAUAAUUUUUUACUUUUUGAUACAGUUUUACCGUUUCACAUCUGAAUACAGUAUAUAUAACUUAUCCUUUCACUUUUUCUAUGUCAAGAAUUGAACAUUGUUUUGUUUUAAGAAAAUUUUUAUCAUAAUUUUGACUCUGAGUUAACCAAAAGAGGAUUAGGGCCACAUGAAGAGAAAAGAAUAAUAACAAGAAGGAGAUUAAUCUCAAAAUUUUGAGAUUAAUGACAUAAUUUUAAUUUUUUAAUCUCGAAAUUUUGACUUUAAAGUUGGAAUUUGAAGAUUAAAAUUGAAAUUUUGAGAUUAAAAUGGAAAUUUCAAGAUUAAAGUCGACAUGAAUUAAGUCGAAAUUUCGAGAAAAAAAAUGAAAUUUGGAGAUUAAAGUUGAAAUUACAAGAAUAAAGUUGACGCAAAUAAAGACGAAAUUUUAAUGAAUAAAGUCGUAAAGUUGAGAUUAAUGAUGAUGAAUCAGCAGCAUUGCCGCUCGUCACAUGACAACAUGUCCUCUGUAGAACAGUGUGUAAAGCUGUACUUUAGAAUUGGAUUUAGUGACAAGGAAAUCUUUGCUCUUUUAGCACACAAACACAGUGUGGUCAUAAGUAUUUGGACUCUCAAAAGACUAUGUCGAAGAUUAUGAUGCAGAUGCAGGGUUAUCGAUGGUUAAACCUGUGUGCUAUACAGCGAGGCUGUAUGUUGUAUUGCAAGAUACAAUGAGACAACUGAUCAAGUUGAUUGAUCCUGAAGGGGUGGAGCACAAAUGAGCCCGGUGUCUGAGGUGCAGGCAUUGCCGAAGUCGAGGACCUGAUGCACUCUGGCACAUGGAUGGCUAUGACUAAUUUAAGCCAGACAGCAUUUGAUUUCGACUUUUUAAAAUUUCGACUUUAAUCUCGUAAUGGAAAUUAAAAAAUAUCUCCUUCCUGUAAUCACUAUCUCAUUAGUCUUUGCAGAUUAUUUUGCAGUUUUGAUAUUUUCAUCUCAUAAUUUUGACCCACUCUAUCAGAUAUAUUUUUAGUGACUGCUUUUAGUAAAUAUUUAAACUCUCAGUCUCAUCAUUUUAACUUUUAAUAAUUAAAGAUAACGAUGGUUGUAUAUUUUUCCUUUUUAAAAUCAUUAAUACUGGAAUUUUUACAUUUUGGAAAAUGUCUCUCAAAGAGCCACUUCAUCAUUUUUAAUAGCUAUAGAAUUUAAUAGCAUGUUAUUAUUGUAGUUUGAUAUUUUCUCAUCUUUGUGAAUGAUUGAGAGUUUGUGUAAAAUAGUUAAAGGCUUCAGGUGAACACCAGCUCAACAUAAAAGCUUAGGUGACAGCUUAGGUGUCUUGAGUGGAGCAAUCAAAAGCUUAAGAGAUUUGUCUCUUGUGGUUUUAAGAUAGUCCAAUCAUUAUCAGGUAUUGUUUUGGUAAUGACUGGUUGAUGAGGAGAAAGUUGCCAGCCCUAAAAACUCUUGGAUCAUAAAUUGUAGGCGUCGUCUUUGUGACCAUAAUCUCUGUUUGCAGGUCAACGACAGACGCAUCCUUGAUGGGAUGUUCGCUGUGUGUGGCGUCCCAGAUGAUAAAUUUCGCACCAUCUGUUCAACCGUGGACAAACUGGACAAGGUGAGGACGCCACCUGCUGAUCACACUCUCAGGUUUUUAGUUCAAGAUUGAAUUUGAAACCUGAUCCUCCUGAUUCUUCGGCAUAAUCUCUGUUCACUCACAGGGCCUGGUGACUGAUUUUCAAAGAGACUCUACAAAGUCACUCUUUGUGUAUUGAGACAACAGGUCUUAGUUUAAAACUGUUAAAUGGGAUUAAAUAUUGAAACAGAAGCUGAAAAAGGGUUUAUAAAAUUAGAUUGGUUGUUUUUAUUUCUGGGUUAAGUCUCAAGUUUGUGUUUUUAGAACUCUGAGGACUCUGUGACAGUAUCAUUGUAGGUUAAAUCCACAUUUAGGCUUUAAAGAAGUUAGAGAUUUUUUGUAUGAAAAUAGCAUCAUAUUCAGUCAAGAGCAAUCCUGGGAAUCUUUCAUCCAGUGUGGGAUUCAGAGGAGAGCUCUAGUGAUCCAGGGUUGGUCCCCAUUGAAAACUCUGUCUCAGACUGUUAACUGAUCUUUGCUGUUUUCUUGACCCUCCUGCAGAUGCCCUGGGAGGAGGUGAAGAAGGAGAUGGUGAAUGAGAAGGGCCUGUCAGAGGAGGCUGCUGAUCAGAUUGGGGAGUACGUCAGUAUGCAGGGUGAGACUUUUUUUCUCCAAACUCACACCAAAUGUGACACUCAGACAGAAACUACUCACACCUCUGUCCACAGAGCGGAUGUCCUCGUAACAGAGUGUCUUGACCCCAUGAAUAACAGCUGGCAGGCAAAAACUGGUCCAGAUCAGUGUUCACAUCGACAUAGGAUGUGUCUCUUUCUCUGUUAUCUAUGACAGAUCACACAGAUGCUUCUCAGGUAUAGUUAUAUCAGGUAUACAGAUAUUUAUCAAAUAUCUGUUUACCUGUGUAAUUGACCUACUUACUGAAUUUUUCCUCCCCCCAAGUACAAGGGGGUUAGUAUGUUGGAAAAAAAGUCACCUGCAUCUUCAUUCGAAGGACCCAUAAAGCCUGUCUCAGAGGGCCAGUGGAAAUCUUAAAACUCCUGUAGUACUGGCUUUAUUGACUCUGAAAACUUGCAGUUCCCUUUUCCCCACACAGGAAAUCGGAAAUAAGGUACUUGGAUUUGAUAAGCACAUUGGCACUGCUAUUGUUAAAAUUAGUGUUGUCAAACAAUUAAAAUGUUUUAAUCAGAUUAAUCGUGAUAAUAGAUUAAUCUACGAUAAUGCGUUAAUUUUGACAGAUCCAGUAAAAAUUGAACCAAUUCUCAUCUCUUUCUCCGGCCACUCAUGCCCCUCCAUCAGGUCUUUGGGGCAUGCCACAAACUUGAUGAGUCACCGUUUUAAGGCAUGUGUCAUCAUUUACCAAUAUAUUUGAAUAUAACCAACUGACCCACCAACUACUGGCCAGCUGUUUUGACCUCUUUAUUUAGUUUCCCCUUUUUUAAUCACUUCUAGAUAGAUGUUUUCUUCAGUUCUGAGUUAUUUUGCAUGCAUGCAUGCGAACCUUUGCAGGGUAUCAACAGUGUGAAUACUUUCAAAUGAGGCUUCCACAGGGAGGUUUCUUCUGUCCUUUGGUGUGGUUUCAUUUGUCAGCUUUCAGGUGCCGCCUAUUUGUCUAGGAUCAAAAACAGUUGCUUGCCUUUCCUUUAGACAAGCAGCAUCAUGUGCAAGUUAAAUGAAUGAAAUUGUUAACAUUGUGUUACCAUUUCAUAUAUGGCAUUGCUCCUUGUUUGUAUUAUAGCACCCCCUAGAGUCCCACAGGGACUGUAGUUCAGACAUGCACAGUGGGCGAGGGGUGGGACGUUGGUUUUUGGGGAAAAACUGUUUGGUGUAACGGUUUGGAAUAAAGAGUUAGCAAAAGGAUAUAAAUGUGUUUUUUAUUGAACAAUAGUAAUCAGAAAUUAGGAUUGUGAUUCAGCUGUCUCUGUGCAUACCGAAAGUCAUGACCUUGGACAGUGUUUCCCUGAACCUCCAUAAUCAGUGAUCCUAGACUCUAUUUGAGUGAGGACGAAAGGUCACAACUCAGAGCAAAAAAUGUUUAGAUAUGGUGGAAAAUGGGAUCCACAGACCUCACAGUGCUCUGUGUGUGUAAACGGGAGUCUCUUCCUUCUGUAGGGGGGAAGGACCUGGCAGAGCGCCUCCUUCAGGACCAGAAAAUGUCCCAGAGUAAGCAGGCCUGUGCUGGUCUGUCCGACAUAAAGCUGCUCUUCAGCUACCUGGAGCUCUUCAAGGUCACAGACAAGGUGAGACGUGAUUUUACUCUUAAUCCUGAAACUUUUUUCAACAUCAUGAAGGAUCACGUUUUUAUUCAUGUCUUCAACUCUCUCUCUCUUUUCCUCCCUCCCUCAGGUGGUGUUUGACCUCAGUCUGGCCCGAGGUCUGGACUACUACACAGGAAUAAUUUAUGAGGCUGUGCUGACUCAGGCAGGUGUGGCCCUGGUGUGCACUGACGCCCAAAACGGGGCAGAGGAGAGCGUGAGCGUGGGCAGCGUGGCCGGAGGGGGGCGGUAUGAUGGCCUGGUGGGCAUGUUUGACCCCAAAGGAAGGAAAGUGCCAUGUGUGGGUGUCAGUAUCGGCAUUGAGAGGAUCUUCUCCAUCAUGGAGCAGAAGGCAGAGGUGACAUGUCGGCUGUUAUUAGAUGAUAAAGUAACAAAUAGCCUGUGUAGAUGUUUGUGUUGUAACUGUUUGUGUUGUUCAGGCCUCAGCAGAGAAAGUUCGCACCACAGAGGUCCAGAUCAUGGUGGCGUCUGCGCAGAAGAACCUGCUGGAAGAGAGACUCAAACUGGUCUCAGAGCUCUGGAAUGCCGGCAUCAAGGUAAGUGUGUUUAUGAACUUCCGUGUUUUUAAACCUCCAUGUUUGUCUGUUAUCUUGUAUAGUGGCUGGGAGGUGUCAAAGUUCAUAUCUAGAAUGCUAUGCAAAGGAAAAACACCACUGCAUCGGUAAUUGUUGCAUCAUUGGGAACACAAGCAUGUCUGAAUUGCAGCAAAAUUCACAACAGAAUUAGAUAUAAAUGCUGCCUCUGUUUCCUACAGUCAUUUCCCACAGACAUUUGACGAAAUCAGGGAAUAAAGUUUUAUAGUUCCUCUAUUGUAACUAUCAAUAUGUGACCGUCAAAAAAAAAAAAAAAAGAAUAAAAAUAAAUAAAUAAAUAAUAAUAAUAAUAAUGCAUCAGAUUUUAUAGCACUUUAUCAGAGACCCUCAAAGCACUUUACACUGGAAACAUCAUUCAUUCGCUCACACAGUCACACCUUGGUGAUGGUAAACUACCUUAGUAGUCACAGCUGCCCUGGGGUAGACUGAUGCUGCCAUUUUGCGCCUACAGCCUCUCCAAACACCAUCACACAACACUCACAAUCAUACACCAGUGCAGGACACACACUGAGAGCAAGGUGGGUUCAGUGUCUUGCUCAGACAGAAUGGACAGAUUAGGGAUAGGGGAAAUCGGACUGCUAACCUUCCAGUUAUUGAACGACUGCUCUACCUCCUGAGCUACUGCUGCUGCAUUGUCUUUAUAUAAGAUUAAUCCACCAUCUAAGGUUACAGGCUGUAAUAAAACAGCUAUGCAGUAACAUAUGCAUCACUUUAGGGCUGCAGCUAUUGAAUAUUUUAGUAAUUCUACUUAAUGUUCCAUCGAUUAAUCAAAUAAAACAUAAUUUUUUUUAGUUAAAAGUGCAAUUAUCGCGGAACAAACGUGUGCAUUAGUAGAUCUCAAUGCUUGUAAGAAAGCUAAUAAGGAUAUUAGCUUUCAUUGUGUCUCUAAAGACAUUAGUGUCUAAGAGCUGAAUAGCUUCUAUGUUACCUUCUACUUCUACUACACUGCCAAUGUUCGGCUACAAGCUAGUGUGAAGAGGAGUCUGCAGAGCUGUGCUGUCUCCGCCCACGACUCAGAGGUGAAUUGCUAAUGAGCUACUGGAGCUUUGCAGAAGAAAAGCUCCCCUCAAUAUUUAUUUUUUUCGCUCCGCAAAACCAAAACCGCACUUACUCCCCCUUCCACAGUGGUGACGUAAGCGUGUUGUGUCACCUUGAAAAUAAUUAGAGCGAAACAGUGACGAUUUGAGCUUAUAAACGAGUCCUCGAGGCAGAGAGAAUUCCUUGAUCAUUUUUUUGUAAUUGCUGUACUCGAGGAAUCGUCUCAGCCCUACAUCACUUGAUUUAGCCAUCAUUAGCCCAUCAGAUAGGCUGAAUCCCUGUUGGAGACAGUAGUAUUCUGGACUAAAGUUACAGUCAAAGUAGAUUAAAUGGGGGGUCCUUCUCUCUCCAGGGAACCACUCACAGUUUAGCCCAGAUUUUUUAAAAUUAAAUUAUACUGUAGUCCUGUUAAGGUAUUUUCUAGACAAAUCAAGUGGUUAUUUCUACAAUAGAAAUGAAUUACUAGUAGAGACCAGCUGAUGGAGCUGUAGUUUUUAUGUCCCGCUUCUUCCUCCAACCAAAACACUAUUUUACCUCACUCAUGAAUCAUCUGAGCUUUUUUCAAGGGUAUCCAGUACGUAGCAGCUCUAAGUUGUAUAUCAUUUUGAAGUAGACAUUAUGGACAGCUUAAUGACUCCUUAAUGUUUCUUCUCUGUGUUCUAUUCAACUCUGAUAAUCAAGUGUGCACUACAACAGUGAAACCUGAAAGUCAAGAGAGCUGUCAAUCAUGGUGUUUUCCCCCCUUUUUCAAACAUCUGAUCGUUAAACCAAACUGUCAACAUAAGAAAGGGAACACUUGGACAUCAGUUUGAUAACAGCUAACUAUAAUAACAGAAACAAUGUCUGAGACAUGUUUAAGUAAACAUUUGUACUUGUGUGUUUUUAUAUCAGUUUUCUGAUCUGUGUUUUUUUGUUGUUGCAACUUUUAGUUCCAAUUUUGUGUGUGUGUUUGUUCAGGCAGAGUUGAUGUACAAGAAGAACCCCAAACUGCUGAGUCAGCUGCAGCACUGUGAGGAGACUGGGAUCCCCCUGGUGGCAAUACUGGGAGAACAGGAGCUGAAGGACGGAGUGGUCAAACUGCGAGUGGUGGCUACCAGAGAGGAGGUAUGACUUAAAUAAAAAACAAAUUCAUUCAUACUCACACACACACACACACACACACACACACACACACACACACACACACACACACACACACACACACACACACACACACACACUCACACAGGCAACAUAUGAUAAUAGAAAGUUAGCUUUAUGGUCCUAUACAAUUAUACAAUACAUUAGAUCAGACGACCAGAAAAGGGGGGCUGUCGUCUGACAUGUUUUUCCAAAAACUGAAUUAUGAAGUUAGUCUGACGGAAACUGGACUUUUGAAAUAUCUGACUGAAAUCACACCAAACUGAACUCCUCAUAGGCAGACCAGCAUACAGAGAUAAUGCAGUUGGGAAUUGAUUUGUCAUGUAAACACCUCCAUCAGACUCAAACUGACCAAAGUGUUAUGAGCAUUGGCCAUAGUUUGCAUGUUGUCUUAUGACCCUUAGAAAGCCAGUAAUAAACAAAGCCUCAGCAGAAGAAGUGGGAAUGUGAAAAAAGGUACAAAGAUGUAAAAAGUCAGUGUUGUCACCGUUUGACGUACAGCCGGAUGACUUGUUCAUUGAUUGUUUUGGUGCCUGAUAAAUGUGAUUUUACUAAUCCUUCUGUUAGUUUUUGACUUUUGCUCAGUGCUCCAGUUAAAGCCCCUGUGAAGGACUUUGGGUUUGUUUUCAGGCAUUAAAAAUCACAAUAUAAAACUGUCAGCUUUGUUGCUGGUGGUCCACUCUGUUUUUCUAAACCAUAAAAAGGCUUAAAAUAAUUAUAAUUAAAAUAAUUUUCAGUCUUUCCAUUAACAUUAAAAAAACUCCACAUUGGAGCUUCCAUUGUUUUAUGUUUUAUGUAAUGUUAAGUGUGUCUGUCUCCCUCUUUUCUCCACAGGCUGACAUUUCCAGAGCAGACCUCAUUGAUGAGAUCAGAAGGAGGACAUCUGAGGUCUAGUCACUCCUCCUCUGCUGCUUCAUCCACUCACCUCUCUCUCUUACACACACACACACACACACAUACAUACAUACAUACAUACAUACAUACAUACAUACAUACAUACAUACAUACAUCGUACAUACAUAUAAAUCUGCAGCCUUCUAAACAGACUCUGUGGUGCGGUCUUCAAGAGUGCAUGUUGGACAUCCUGCAUCCCUGAAAACACACAUCUAUCUUCGUUCUCGUAUCAGCCACACAGACUGGUGUUGCUCAUGUUGCACUGGCUGUUACGAGAGCAGUGAAGCUAUCUGGACCAGAUGACAUUCUCUAAAGGGAACACUGUAACCAGAGAAAACAUGGUGCGGUUCACAAAGAAUUACAUGAAGUUCUGCCAUUUUGGACUCCCUGAAAUCUCAGUAAUUUAUCCUGAAUGCAAGAUGAAGUGCACACUUAGAAGAUCAUAAAUGUUUUGGUGAAGCUUCUUUUCUUUUAUCCAACUGUGUCUGAGUAAAACCAAAGUAAAACAUCAUCUUAGCUCAAACUAAACCUUGAGUUUCCUAAACCGAACAGAGAUGCACCAAUAUUGAUCAGUAUCUAUCUUUGUCCGUCUUUAUCGCUCCCAUUCACUGCUUCAAUGCUGGUUUACCCAACAGUUGAUUCAGUGAAGGGUAUUUUCACAAGUCAGAGGGAGCCACUUGGUUUGUUUUCAUGGGAGCAUUUGAUCAUCUCUGAGAAAGAUCAGCCACCCCUGCACAUACCUGGUGGUGUUUCCUGUGAUUUUGUCUGAUUUCAAUCACAUCUUUAGCUCUGGUGGCCUGCUGAGUGUUGAUCGACAGGUAGGUUAAAGUCAUUUAGAAAGCUACAGGGCGUCCUGUCCUCUGUGUCAGCUGGGAAGUUAAAAGUCGAAACGUCCUCAGUGUGAAGUUAGAGUCAGACUGAGCUCUCCUGCAGCUCUCUGAUCUUUGAAUUGAAGAAAUAAGAGCUUCAAUAGAAUGUUUUUGUUAGAGUUUUGUUACUUUAUCCAAAUGACAAUGAAAGCAUUCUUAAGGCCUGUGACGGCGUGCACUUCAUGCAAGGAACCAUCCAGAAUAAAUGUCUGAUUUUUAAAGGAGUCUCCUGUGGCUUUCUGGUUUGCCUGUAGUACAAAAGACGACUGUUGUUGGCCAAACUAUUAGAGUGCAAUAAGCAAAGAAAAACAUGAGUUUUGACAAAAAUAUAACUUCAAUAAAAAACAACAACAAAAAAAUUAACUUUGUUGUUGCAGCGCUCCCUCAGAAAUACUUCAUCUGUGCAGGAUGAAAAAUAAGUCAGAUUAUGUUAAACUUACAGUUAAACUCUUAUUUUGAUCUGUAUCAAACAUGCCUGUGUACGUCAAAGUGUCUGAAAUAAAUACAUUUGACUCCACACUGGGGAAAAAAAAAAUACCACUGUGUCAACUGUUUUUACACACA
Molecule: messenger RNA, 13840 nt
Organism: Xyrichtys novacula (pearly razorfish)
Lineage: Eukaryota; Metazoa; Chordata; Actinopteri; Labriformes; Labridae
Source: the annotation of a GenBank genome assembly